Molecule: messenger RNA, 1379 nt
Organism: Chelonoidis abingdonii (Abingdon island giant tortoise)
Lineage: Eukaryota; Metazoa; Chordata; Testudines; Testudinidae
Source: RefSeq, a predicted model, not a curated record
UUGGCUUCUGGUGAAGCUGCUGCUGCUGAUCUCUGGCAUUCCUUUCUCCUCUUUGCCAUGUGGUGGGUCUGUGUCUUUCUGGGGCUCUUCCUUCUAGCCUGCCCGUCUGGGUUUUUCGAUGGCACUUCAGCUCACGAAACUUGUCCAAUUGUCCACGUGACUGUGCCUGAAGGCGGCUCUGUGAACACCUUCAUACCGAAUGCCACCUCCAUUUCAGAGACGUCUUUCUUCAUGCAGAAAUAUAACACCUCAACUUCAUCGUGGGAAGAUGUCAUUUACUCCUCUGAUGAGGACUCCCAAAACGUCCUCAGUUCCUUCAAGGAGACACUCUCCUUUUCUGGUGGCUACUUCAAGAUGGAGAAUGUGAGCAAAGGGGCUGAAGGAGUUUACAGGAUUCAAGGUGAAAUGUACAAGAAGUGUGUGGCUAUUGUAAAACUCAUCGUGGUAGAGCCCAGCUCAAUCCCACCUGCUGUGUCUGGGACCUCUGGUGCUGAGGAGGAACCUCGCAAUGAGAUCAAAGGGGAGGAGCCAGUGUCCUGGAAUCUUCUCAUGAUUCUUCUGGUGCUUGGAGUGGUGGUGGCGGCAGCGGUGGGAGUGCUGCUAGUCUUACUAUACAAACGUGGGUUUCAGAAAGCUAGAGAAAAAAUGUCUGCCUAUCCAGGACUCCUCUUCAGUAAGCUGCUGACUCAUCGGUCCCAGGAGCCUGGAAGUCUGCAGGAUUCACAGGAAUAUGAGCUCACCACAGUGUGUGAUGGGGAUGGGGACCAGGACCAGGGAACCAGAAACAGGAAUCGAGACCCAGCCCUGGAGAAUGGUGAGGGAGACCUGCUAAUGGAGAACAGGCGCUUCACCCAGGAAACCAGAAAAAGGGAUCCAUUAGGUGGGGACACGGGCCAAGCCCAGGGAACUGGAGUAGCGUUGCCAAUCCUCCAGGAUUGACCGGGAGUCUGCAGGAACUAAAUAUUAAUUUUUAAUGAAAGAUUAUGUCAUGAUCAAAUCUCCAGAAAUACAUCCAAUUAAAAUUGGCAACCCCAAACCGGAGUGGGUGGGAGGGACCCAUUAGAUGGAGACAGACGUGGGUUGGGGAACCAGCUAGAAGAGAUGAUCCCUCCUUACAAUGCCCAUCAAUAGUGGGGACUAGACUGAGUGAAACUUUUCAUCUAAACCUAUUUUAGGUGAAAAAUGCAGAUUCAGCAACACGGAAACAUUUUGCAAAUUCAUAUUCGUUCUGCUGAAUUGUUCAUGUCCAGACCCUGCCCCCAGUUCUUAAAAAGUCAAAGCAUUUUGUUUAGACACUUUCCAAACAAACUGUUUUGAUUUUUCAGUUUGACGCAUUUUUUUGUUUAAAAAUGUCCUUCAGUUUUAUUUAAAAAAUUCAA